AUGGUGCAGAAGCUUGGUCAAUUACCAGCGGACAUAAAAAAGCAAAAACUCUUUCUUGAUGAUCCGACUUUGAAGGAUGAUAUACCAAUUUCCUAUAUGUCACAUAAGGAACUUUAUGAACAUAGUGUAAAAAAAGCCACCAUAAUCGCACAAAAAAUACGUCAAAUACGUAAUGACGGCGAAGAUAGUGUCGACGUCUAUAAUGCUAUACUUGGUGGUUCACUCGGCUCUGCUCUCAUUAAGGAAGGUAACCCGAUGACAUUACAUUUUGUGAUGUUUGUACCGACAAUCAUGGGUCAAGGAACCAUGGACCAACAAAUGGAAUGGUUACCAAAAGCUUGGGAUUGCUCCAUAAUUGGUACUUAUGCACAAACUGAGUUGGGUCAUGGCACCUUUUUGCGUGGCUUAGAGACACGUGCUGACUAUGAUGCUUCUACGCAAGAGUUUGUUUUGAAUACUCCUACACUAACUGCCUACAAAUGGUGGCCUGGUGGUUUGGGUCACACAGCAAAUUAUGCAAUUGUUGUUGCACAACUUUAUACCAAAGGUGAAUUUCGUGGUUUGGCUCCGUUCAUAGUGCAAUUACGCGACGAGGAGACGCAUGAACCAUUACCUGGUAUUGAUGUUGGCGAAAUUGGUACCAAAUUGGGUAUGAAAUCAGUUAAUAAUGGUUACUUGGGUCUGAAAAACUUGCGUAUUCCACUUAAAAAUAUGCUUAUGAAAAAUCAACAGGUACUUCCUGAUGGCACAUAUGUAGCACCUAAGAAUACUGUUUUAACCUAUGGCACUAUGAUGUUCGUGCGUUGUGCUCUUAUACGUGAUACAGCACAAAGCUUAGCGAAAGCUUCAACAAUUGCCACACGCUAUUCAGCCGUGCGUCGUCAAAGUCCAAUAGAUCCAAAUCUGCCUGAACCCCAAAUAAUGGAUCAUACCACACAACAAUUAAAACUAUUCCCACAGAUAGCUAAAGCAAUUGUUAUUAAAACUACAGGCGACAAUGUUUGGAAUAUGUAUAGCAAUGUGAGUGGUGAAUUGGAACAGGGCAUUCUUGAGCGAUUGCCUGAAAUGCAUGCACUAUCAUGUUGCUUAAAGGCAAUCUGCAGUGCUGAUGCAGCUAGUGGUGUUGAGCUCUGUCGCUUGGCUUGUGGUGGACAUGGGUAUAUGGAUUGCUCCAACUUUCCUACCAUUUAUGGCAUGGCUACAGCUGUGUGCACGUAUGAAGGAGAAAAUACUGUGAUGUUAUUGCAAACGGCACGCUAUUUGGUUAAAGUCUACGCACAAGCUUUGAAUGGCGAAAAAUUGGUACCAACGGUUGCAUAUAUUAGUGAAGCAGUAAAAGAAACAGAAUUUGUCAACUUUGAUGGUUCGCUACAAAGUAUUGUUAAAGCCUUCGAAUUUGUUGCUGCAAAUAAAAUACGUAUUGCCUAUGAACGUAUGGAAAAACUCCGUAAGCAAGGUUAUGGACAAGAAGUAGCUGCGAAUAUGUGUGGCAUUGAACUAACACAAGCAGCCGAUUUGCACGGACGUGCUUUUUUAGCACUUUCUGCUUACACAGAAUUACUAGCGAUCGCACGUGGUGUCUCCAAUGCAAUGGGUGAUGUUUUAAAAACUAUUCUAGAAUUGUAUUUAAUCGAUGCUUGUUUAAAUCGAGUUGGCGAUUUUUUGAGAUUUAUCAACUUCAGUGGAACUGAAAUAGAUAAUUUGGAAAUACGUUUGGAGAACUGUUUGAAACAAUUACGACCGAAUGCAGUUGCUUUGGUGGAUGGUUUCGAUCUACAUGAUCGUGUAUUAGAUUCAGCUUUGGGCGCUUCAGAUGGUAAUGUUUACGAACGUAUAUUUGAAUGGGCGAAAAAGAGUCCCUUAAAUACCGAAUCUGUGAAUAAAUCAUUCCAUCAGCAUUUGAAGCCAUUUAUGAAAGCUAAUUUGUAAGAGAAAAGCAAAUUUGUAAAAGAAAAUCCAAUGUCUUCAAAAGUAUUCUACUUUCUCUAUAAGAGAUUCCUUACAUUAUUAGGCAAAUAUUUUUAAAAUAACUUUUUGUAAAUGAGCAUAUAUGCAAAUAUUGUUAUAGUUUUAAA
Messenger RNA from Teleopsis dalmanni, 2075 nucleotides. Its product is annotated as probable peroxisomal acyl-coenzyme A oxidase 1. The record is from RefSeq and is a predicted model, not a curated record. Bases 1 to 1929 code for a protein of 642 amino acids. The transcript has 10 exons. Gene Ontology annotation, biological process: lipid homeostasis; fatty acid beta-oxidation using acyl-CoA oxidase. Gene Ontology annotation, cellular component: peroxisome. Gene Ontology annotation, molecular function: FAD binding; acyl-CoA oxidase activity; fatty acid binding. NCBI's taxonomy places the organism in Eukaryota, Metazoa, Arthropoda, Insecta, Diptera, Diopsidae.